Fraxinus pennsylvanica is the source of this 423-nucleotide messenger RNA. The record is from the annotation of a GenBank genome assembly. Lineage: Eukaryota; Viridiplantae; Streptophyta; Magnoliopsida; Lamiales; Oleaceae.
AUGAUCUCGGGGUAUGUUCAAGUUGGUUUGCUUGAGCAGGCAAUGGAAGUGUUUGAGGAGAUGAGAACAGGAGGUCACAUGCCGAAUCAGGUAGCAUUUGUAACCACCUUAAAUGCAUGUGUGAGGCUAGGACGACUUGAUGAUGCUUGCCAGUUGUUUUCUCAAAUGGCUAAUCCAAAGAUUGUUGCGUGGAAUGUACUUAUAUCAGGGCAUGUCAAUGGUGGUCAUGAGAGGGAAGCUAUUGGACUUUUCCAAAGUUUGAUCAAAGCUGAUUUCAAACCAACACGUUCCACACUAGGAAGUGUUUUGAGUGCUAUUGCGUACUUAGCAAACUAUGAAUAUGGCUUUCAGGUUCAUGGUUUGGCAGUGAAGCUUGGGUUGGACUCUAAUGUUUAUGUAGGAAGUUCUUUGAUUAGUAUGUAG